Messenger RNA from Hemiscyllium ocellatum (epaulette shark), 1371 nucleotides. It is a transcript of the gene chn1, whose product is annotated as chimerin 1. Bases 48 to 1283 code for a protein of 411 amino acids. Gene Ontology annotation, biological process: positive regulation of GTPase activity; signal transduction. The transcript has 10 exons. Gene Ontology annotation, molecular function: GTPase activator activity. The record is from RefSeq and is a predicted model, not a curated record. NCBI's taxonomy places the organism in Eukaryota, Metazoa, Chordata, Chondrichthyes, Orectolobiformes, Hemiscylliidae.
UGCUCCAGUUACUGUUCUGAUGUCACGUAUAUCCAGGUCUUUAUUUGAUGUUUCAUGGAAUGAUUUCACGAGAAGCAGCAGAUCAGCUGCUGAGCCUAGCAGAAGGCAGUUAUAUUAUUCGGGAAAGUCAACGUCAGUCUGGUACCUAUACACUGGCACUGCGGUUUGGAACUCAGACCAGAAAUUUUCGUCUUUACUAUGAUGGGAAACACUUUGUUGGAGAAAAACGUUUUGAGUCGAUCCAUGACCUGGUAACAGACGGAUUAAUUACAUUAUACAUUGAGACUAAGGCUGCAGAAUACAUUGCCAAGAUGACGAUUAAUCCAAUCUAUGAGCACAUAGGCUAUACAACUUUAAACCGAGAGCCUACCAACACAAAAUGUCUUCCAGCUGUGAGGGACAUACAAGCAGAGCCCCAAUGUGCUGAAGACAGUGCCACUCCAGAGGAGAGGUUGACUUCACUUGUUCGAAGAGCCACUCUGAAGGAAAAUGAAAGGAUUCCAAAAUAUGAAAAAGUACAUAAUUUUAAGGUUCAUACAUUCCGAGGGCCUCACUGGUGUGAGUACUGCGCCAAUUUUAUGUGGGGUCUGAUUGCUCAAGGCGUGAAAUGUGCAGAUUGUGGCUUGAAUGUUCAUAAGCAAUGUUCCAAGAUGGUGCCAAAUGAUUGCAAACCAGACUUGAAGCAUGUGAAAAAAGUCUAUAGCUGCGAUUUGACAACAUUAGUUAAAGCACAUAACACAAAAAGACCAAUGGUGGUGGAUAUGUGCAUUAGAGAAAUUGAAAACAGAGGUCUAAUGUCUGAAGGUUUGUACAGAGUAUCAGGGUUUAGUGAUCUAAUUGAAGAUGUCAAACUGGCAUUUGACAGAGAUGGUGAGAAAGCAGAUAUUUCGGUAAAUAAUUAUGAAGAUAUAAAUAUAAUCACAGGUGCACUUAAACUGUACUUCAGAGAUUUGCCCAUUCCACUUAUUACAUAUGAUGCCUACCCAAAAUUUAUUGAAGCUGCACAGAUUCCAGAACCUGAUGAGCGAUUGGAGUCAGUCCAUGAAGCACUAAAAAUGUUACCACCUGCACACUGUGAAACCCUGAGUUACCUUAUGGCUCAUUUAAAAAGGGUUACUCUACAUGAGAAGGACAAUCUAAUGAAUGCCGAGAAUCUAGGAAUUGUGUUUGGACCAACUCUAAUGCGAGCUCCAGAGCAGGAUCCCAUGGCUGCCUUGAAUGACAUACGUUAUCAAAGACUGUUGGUUGAGAUGCUCAUCCAAAAUGAAGAUAUUUUGUUUUGAAACUGUUAGGAGGGAAAUUUUUAAAAAAUGGUAGGAAGAAUGAGUUAACUUAUUUUACCUGGGUAAUUGUUUGAGUGAGCAGGUUGAA